CCCAGUGGGACGCGGUGCCGCUGCUCCCGGCCGCCUCUGCCGACCCGCCGGAGGGAGGACAGCGACGCGGAGCGUGGCUGGUGCGCGGCAGAGCGCGGGCACUAUGUGAAUUGUUCACCAGCCUACCAGCGCCUCACCAUGCCACGCAGAGUAGCGUGCCUGCUUCUGCUGCAUCUGAUGCAUAUCGCCUGCGACGGCGUGGUGGGCUCGCCGCGCGUGCGGGACGCGUGCGGCGUGUGCGGCGGCAGCAACGCCACCUGCCAGAUCAUCUCCGGCAUCUUCACCGAACCGUACCUGGAGGCCGGCUACCGGCUGGUGGCGCAGAUCCCGGCCGGCGCGUGCAGCAUACACAUCCAGGAGAUGGGCAUCACUGACAACUAUCUCGCAUUGCGAGACAUCCACAGCCGGUUCAUCCUGAACGGUGACUGGAACAUCGACAACUCCGGCACGUACAAGGGCGCCGGCGCCAGCUUCGGGUACCAGCGCCAGACGGAGCGCACCGGCGAGCGGAUCUCAGCGCUGGGGCCCAUCGCCGAGCCGGUGGACAUAGUGAUCCUGUACCGGCAAGCCAACCGCGGUAUCAAGUACGAGUACGCCAUCAAGAGGAACAACUCCCUGAGCUCAGUGCUGCCCCGUCUGCCGAGCGCUACCGGUGUCGCGCAGGUGCCGAGGCCGACGCUGGCCGACCAGCAGCGCCAGCCGGCGCCCAGCGCCGUGGCGCCACCGCCACCGCCACCUCGCGCCAGAGGCGGCGCUGGGUUUGUGUCGUCGCUCUACCAGCCGGCUCAGCGGCCAGUCAGGCCAGGCCGGACCCGGCCCCGGCCGGGGGGCCCCUCCGCCGCCGGCGCCGGCGCCCGGGCCGGAGCCCGCCGACGCCGUCGACGCCGACGCAAUCGGUUCCAGUGGGUGGUGACCGGCUUCUCGGCCUGCAGCAGGUCGUGCGGCGGAGGAACGCAAAUCGCCGAGGUGGUGUGCAUGAGAAGGAAACGGAAGCAGCUGGCUCGCAACAGGAAGUGUGACCCCCGCCGGCGACCGAAGCCAAAGGCGACGCCGUGCAACACCUUCCCGUGUCCAGUCAGCAGCUGGGAGCCGAACCCCUGGUCAGCAUGCAGCAGCACGUGCGGCACCGGCCACCAGACGCGCACGUUCCUCUGCGUGCGCGCCGGCCAGCCGGUGGAGGUGACGGAGUGUGAGGGACGCCCAACGGAGCCAGAGGUGCAGGAGUGCGACGCCGGGCCCUGCCCGGCCAACGCCCGCUGGCAGAUCGGACAGUGGAGUCCGUGCUCGGUCAGCUGCGACUGGGGCAGCCGGACCCGUCGCGUGAGCUGCGCCGAACCGGGCCGCUGUCCGGCGACGGAGCGGCCGCGCGACACGGCACCGUGCCGCCUCCAGCCCUGCCCGCAGCAGGUCCACAGCGACCACCGCCCGGCCGGCUGGAUGACCACCGACUGGACCGACCAGUGUUCGGUGGAGUGCGGCCAGGGCGUGCAGUGGCGCGGAGUCACGUGCGGCGGCGACGUCGGCCGAUGCCAGCCGGGCUCCCGGCCCCAGCAGACACGGCCCUGCAAGACGGACCGCGGCUGCGGCGGUAUCUGGUUCACUGGACCCUGGAGCCAGUGCUCCCACGAGUGCGGCGACGGCGGCCAGGCCACACGCACCGUGCUCUGCAUUCGGCGCACGGACGCCGAGUUCGCCGUGGCGGCGGAGCGGGCGUGCGCCGCCACGGCGCGGCCGCCGGACCGGCAGCCGUGCGGCGGCGGCGCCGGCUGUCCGCCCCGCUGGUUCGUCACCGAGUGGGCCGCCUGCUCGGCCACCUGCGGCAUCGGUCGGCAGCGGCGCACCGUCGCCUGUGUCGACGCCGAUGGAGAGCUGGAGAGGGAGACUCCGGCGACCAACCAGCCGGAGGAGCAGCUACCCACGAAUGAGCUGGAGAGCGAGCUUCUGGAGACAAAUGAGCUGGAUGGGGAGCCCCGCUUCACAUUCGAGCUGGACGAGAAGCCUCCCUCCGCAAAUGGCCUCCGGGGAGCACCGUUCCCCGGGCAGGCGCCAGCCGAGAACACAUUGGUCACUGAUGACUCCUGCACGGAUAAGUUCAGCUACUGCUCGUUGGUGCAACAGGCAAGACUGUGCAAAUACAAGUACUAUAAAAACUCGUGUUGCGCCGCGUGCAGAGGCGCUCGGUAGACCUCCAUUUCAGAAGUUGGCACGUGAGUGACGAGCACCAGCGCCAUCUUUCAGGCGAUUGCUGUGCCAUCUGUGCGCUUACGGAGGAACUCACUCAAGCUAAAUUGACUGACAGCGGUGGUCCAUAUACGAGUGACGUGCUGCGCGUGGGAUGGGGCCGGCGGCCAGUGACGGCCACCAGAGCGCGGCGCGCACUGCUCUAGCUGUGUGAAUAGUGCUGCCUGUCUUCUGAUGAGGACACCUUGCUGUGCCUGCUUCUGCGCUGCCCGUGCGAGGUCGCCCUACCGGCGUCGGGCGCGGGUCCGUGGCUGGCGCUGCUCAGCCCGCAGCCAGGACCACUGUGUAGCUGACUAAUAAACGUCUUCAGACGGCAGUAAUCUCGGGCCGGCGCCGUCCUGUGCUGGCGCGCACCCGGCAAUCUUCUCUGUACAGCUGCACGGACAGCCACUGUCAGACACCGUGUAGAAGGCUGAGCGCCGCAGCUCUUAACAGUGUUUCUAUUACCUUGUUCUUAAUUGAAAUAGGCCGUCAGGUGUAUUUAUGGUAAAGGCUGGCGCACGUGAGUGGCUCGAGGCGGCGUGGUGUUUGAUGAAGAAGUAUGAAUUUGACGAUGUUCCGCGCCGCACAUGGUUCUGUCUAAUGUUUGUUGCUGAGAACACGAAAGAACAUUGAGCAUGA
Molecule: messenger RNA, 2862 nt
Organism: Pollicipes pollicipes
Lineage: Eukaryota; Metazoa; Arthropoda; Thecostraca; Pollicipedomorpha; Pollicipedidae
Product: thrombospondin type-1 domain-containing protein 4
Exons: 12
Coding region: 139-2184 (681 amino acids)
Biological process (GO): extracellular matrix organization; proteolysis
Cellular component (GO): extracellular matrix
Molecular function (GO): metalloendopeptidase activity
Source: RefSeq, a predicted model, not a curated record